Eubalaena glacialis (North Atlantic right whale) is the source of this 927-nucleotide messenger RNA. RefSeq names its product transmembrane protein 11 (gene TMEM11). The transcript has 2 exons. NCBI's taxonomy places the organism in Eukaryota, Metazoa, Chordata, Mammalia, Artiodactyla, Balaenidae. Gene Ontology annotation, biological process: inner mitochondrial membrane organization. Bases 24 to 599 code for a protein of 191 amino acids. Gene Ontology annotation, cellular component: mitochondrial inner membrane. The record is from RefSeq and is a predicted model, not a curated record.
UUCGCGAGCGGGGAGUCUCCAAGAUGGCCGCGUGGGGAAGGAGGCGUCUUGGCCCGGGCGGCGGCGGCGGCGCCCGAGAGAGGGCGAGCCUGUCAGCCACAGACUGUUACAUUGUGCAUGAGAUCUACAACGGGGAGAAUGCCCAAGACCAGUUUGAGUACGAGCUGGAGCAGGCCCUGGAAGCCCAGUACAAGUACAUCGUGAUCGAGCCCACCCGCAUCGGUGACGAGACAGCCCGCUGGAUCACCGUGGGCAACUGCCUGCACAAAACCGCCGUGCUGGCGGGCACCGCCUGCCUCUUCACCCCGCUGGCGCUGCCCCUGGAUUACUCCCACUAUGUCUCCCUGCCCGCGGGCGUGCUGAGCCUGGCCUGCUGCACCCUCUACGGCAUCUCCUGGCAGUUCGACCCCUGCUGCAAGUACCAGGUGGAGUACGACGCCUACAAACUGUCCCGACUGCCCCUGCACACACUCACCUCCUCCACCCCGGUGGUGCUGGUCCGGAAGGACGACUUGCACAGAAAGAGACUGCACAACACGAUAGCACUGGCGGCUCUGGUGUACUGUGUAAAGAAGAUUUACGAGCUCUGCGCCGUAUGAUCGGGGCAGAGUAGGGGGAGCAGGCAGCCCGGCCCGCGAGGUGGCAGAACGGAGCCCGGGAAGGCAUCUGGCUGCACGUUUGUUAUUUUAAAGAAAUAACACAUCACAAGUGUACCAGGGGUUUUUUCAGCUCAUCACACUAAGAUGUGGAUUCCCGUAACCCACGGGGGCCUGAGGCUGUGGAAGGCCGACCAGGCAGCUGGAUGUGAUGGAAGCAACGCUACUGAGGGGAUGUGAACGCGCUUGGGGGGUUGUUAAGUAUGUUGUUUAACUGUACCAUCCAGAGCCAACCAGAAGCUAUUGACCAUUAAAAUUAUGAGAAUUUCAA